Ruditapes philippinarum (Manila clam) is the source of this 612-nucleotide messenger RNA. RefSeq names its product 2-methoxy-6-polyprenyl-1,4-benzoquinol methylase, mitochondrial-like. Gene Ontology annotation, biological process: ubiquinone biosynthetic process. Lineage: Eukaryota; Metazoa; Mollusca; Bivalvia; Venerida; Veneridae. The record is from RefSeq and is a predicted model, not a curated record. Gene Ontology annotation, molecular function: methyltransferase activity.
ACGGCAUAUAGUCCUGCAGCAACAACAACAACAAGAAGAUGGCGGCGUCCAUGACGAAAUGCAAAUUUCGUGUUAUAGCAAGGAAGUUAUGUGAUAGACAUCUGUUGCGAUUAUUGUCAACAUCAAACACCAGAGAACAUAAUAUCUCAAAUAAUGAUCCGGCUGAAAGAAAAACACACUUUGGAUUUGAAACUGUCACAGAAGCUGAAAAAGAAGAUAAAGUGUAUUCUGUUUUUAAGAAUGUAGCAGAUAAAUAUGAUCUCAUGAAUGAUGCCAUGAGCGUUGGAGUCCAUCGACUUUGGAAGGAUGCAUUUAUACAAAGACUUGCACCAAGACCAGGAACAAAACUUAUAGAUGUGGCUGGAGGAACAGGUGACAUUGCUUUCAGAUUUCUAAAUUAUGUCAACUCACAGAGAGCCAAGGCUGAGGUUGAUUUAGAAGCAUCUAUACCAAAUGUUUACAUGGACCCUUCUGAAGAUACUGCUUCUAGUUCAGAGGAUUCUGAGUUGCUAGGCAACAGAAGACCUGUCAGUCAUGUGACUGUGUGUGAUAUUAACCAGUCAAUGCUUGAUGUUGGAAAGGCAAGGGCUUUGGAUGCAGAAAUUUAUUCAG